Molecule: messenger RNA, 990 nt
Organism: Nannospalax galili (Upper Galilee mountains blind mole rat)
Lineage: Eukaryota; Metazoa; Chordata; Mammalia; Rodentia; Spalacidae
Product: protein spire homolog 1-like
Exons: 6
Biological process (GO): intracellular transport; cleavage furrow formation; actin filament polymerization
Cellular component (GO): cytoplasmic vesicle membrane; cell cortex
Molecular function (GO): actin binding
Source: RefSeq, a predicted model, not a curated record
AUGCAGUUUCCAAUAUUCUACAUAAAAUGUGAUUCGCCCCAGUCCGGAUUCAAGUUCGAAUUAGACCCCAACCGGCCAGGACGACGAAGGCCUAGGGACAGCGACUUCCCGGCUCAGCGGGGUCCUGCGGCCGCACAGCGCGCUCACCAAUCCUCCCCCGGCUCCUGCUCGGCCCUCCUUCGCCCCGCAGCAGCGGCUCUAGCUCGGGGCGACGCCCCUUGCCCGCGCGCUGCGCCUGGCCGCACGGCCCCCAGAGGCGGGCACGGGGUGGCGCGGGGCGGGGCGAACGGACGCCAUCGCGUCGCUACCGGCCGGCGGCGGGCUGCGCCGGUGGAGCGGCCGGACGGCGAGGGGCCACCGGAGCUCGGCGCGGCCGCGGGUCCGCAGGACGAGCUGAGCCUGGAGCAGAUCCUGCGGCUCUACAACCAGCCCAUCAAUGAGGAGCAGGCGUGGGCCGUGUGCUUUCAUUCCUGCGGCUACCUGCGCGCCGCCGCCCGCCGCCAACCCCGCCGCCGCGUGCGCUCGGCCGCGCAGAUCCGCGUGUGGAGGGACGGCGCCGUCACCCUGGCGCCCGACGAGGGAGAGCCGCCCCCCGCCACGGGUAAAUUGGGAUAUUCACAUUGUACAGAAGCAGAGGUUAUUGAAUCUUUGGGAAUUAUUAUUUAUAAAGCAUUGGACUAUGGUUUGAAAGAGAAUGAAGAAAGGGAGCUGAGCCCUCCCCUAGAGCAGCUCAUUGAUCAAAUGGCCAAUACAGUUGAGGCUGAUGGGAACAAUGAUGAGGGAUAUGAGGCUGCAGACCCAGAAGACGAAGAUGAGGACAAGAGGAGCAUCUCAGCUAUUCGGUCCUAUCAAGAUGUCAUGAAGAUAUGUGCUGCUCAUCUCCCAGCUGAGUCAGAGGCACCAAAUCAUUAUCAGGCAGUAUGCCGUGCACUGUUUGCAGAAACCAUGGAGCUGCACACAUUUCUGACCAAAAUUAAGAGUGCAAAGGAG